AUGGUGGCUGCAGAGAAUGAAACAAAGAACGACAGCGGUGGACCAAAGCAGCCUCCACAACCACGAGGAUCCAACAAUAAAAAGAAGGGAAAGCAAACGAAAACAGGCGGUACGAAGAACACGAAUAAUGGCCAGCAGAGAAAAAAAACGAAUGACAACUCCAAGAGUCCAAGUCCAAAGAACAGUGGCAAUUCGAAUAAAAAGAAUAAGGAGAAACAGAAUUCACAAGGUGAGCCGAAUGAUGGGAACAAAGCUGCGGCUGACGGUGGAGGUGCCAACAACAGCAGCAGCAAGAGCAACAACAACAAAGGUAGUCCUGCAAAGGGAAACAACAACCGAAGAAGAAGGAACCAUCCGAGAAAAGCAGCUCCCAAAUCCACCAAGGAUGAUUCCAACACCAAGGAAGCGAAUACAGGUACGAACCAAAGCAAGGCGUCGAGUCCUUCCAAGAAAAAUGCAAACAACAAUCGAGGAAGAGGAGGCAAUCCUCGCAACAACAAUUCCGGAUCACGAGGCAACAAAUCGAAUGACACGAAUAUCAUUUAUCCUACCUACUGGACAUUGGAGGACUGUCUUACAAAGUACAAUGCCAAAGAUCCCAACAUUAUUCGGGGAACCAUUCGUGUGUUGCCCAUGAAAGAUGCCAUGGCAUUUUGUACCUGUGAUCGAGGCUCUCAACAAAUGGAUGUCAUGCUAGCAGGUCCACUGGAACGGAACCGGUCUUUGGAUGGAGAUACUGUCUUUGUCGAACUAUUACCGCCAGGUGAGGAAGUAGACGAAACGAUGGAGGACCAAGAAGAAGUAGAAGGAAUGGUAGAAGAAGAAGUUGUUGGCGAUUUAGACUCGGAUUCGGAUGAUGGUAGCGGUCGCGACGAAGGAGGAGAAGUAGAAGACGAAAUCAUGGGAGACGAGGAUGGUUCCCAGUCGGAUGGAAGCGAAUAUGGGGACGAAGAAGAAGGAGAAGAAUCCUGGUGGCAAGAUGAUUCCGUACAAGUAGACUUGUGGGACCCACUCGUUCCCAUUCAGCGGAGCAAGGGAAUCUCCAAACGGGCAUCUUCCAAUGAAGAAGACCAACAACGGCGAGGUCGUGUGGUGUACGUCGUCCCACCAAAGGCCUAUGCUUCGGAAAUCAAUCCGUCACAGGAAACCAAGGCAUCCUUUCGCAAGAUUGUGGGAACCUUGAAACGAUUGCAGAGUGGGACGACGCUGUUGACUUGUUCCAACAAGUCGUUGCCACAAUUUCGGCUUUCCAACCCAGAUGCCAAGAAAUUCAAGGCAGCACCUAACACUGCCAUCUUUCAAGCUAGAUACGACUAUGGGGCUUGGAUGGAGAACCAUAGAUGGCCACCGUGUUCCAAUGUUGUGCAAUUUGGAGAAUCCUGUAACAUUGAAGAUGAGACUGCUGCGCUGUUGAUUGAAAAUCAAGUGGAUCAUGGUGAGCAUCCGCCAGAAGUCCUGGAGGAAUGUCAAACUGUGGUGGCCUCGGGAGAAUAUUCCAACGGUGCCGACUCCGGUUGGAAACCAACACCAGAGAUGCAUGAGGGCCGAAGAGAUUAUCGAAAACAACGAAUUUUUACCAUUGAUCCUACUACCGCCAAAGAUUUGGACGAUGCCUUGCACAUUACCGACCUUGGGAAUGGUCAAGUGGAACUUGGUGUGCACAUUGCAGACGUUUCUUAUUUCAUGGAACCAGAUUCCUUAUUGGACGUGGAAGCCCAACGUCGUUGUACCACUGUCUAUCUGGUGGACCGAGUCAUACCCAUGCUUCCUCGUCCACUGUGUGAAAUUGCCUGCAGUUUGAAUGAAAACGUCGAACGAUUGGCAUUUUCAUGUGUCUGGAGAAUGAACAAAGAUGGAAGUGUCGUCAAGGGCCACAAAGUUUGGUAUGGACGAACUGUCAUUAAAUCGUGUGCCCGUUUGGAUUAUGCCACGGCGCAAAACAUUAUCGACAACAAAGUAGCGGCGCAUGAAAACGCAGAGAUCGAGGAAGAGCUGUGGCCCAAGAGCCGACGCCCGACAGGUGGUCAUACCAUUGAAGAGGUAGCGGGAGAUGUCCGAUUGAUGAAUGAAAUCGCCCAAGCCCGCCGCCAAAUGCGAUUUCGCAAUGGAGCCUUGGGACUCAACUCGGUCAAAUUGACCUUUCAACUCGAUGGUGAUGGCGAAACCCCGUUGCUUUGCAAACCGUAUGAAAUUCGCGAUUCCAAUCGUUUGGUCGAAGAGUACAUGUUGCUUGCCAAUUAUCUAGUGGCCCAACGCCUGAUUACGCACGCAGGUGGCCUAGCCUGUUUGCGGAAUCACGAAGUGCCCUUGUACGAUGGUUUGGAGAAGGUAGCUGCCGUGGCGCAAGCGGCCAUUGGUUUCAAGGUUGACAUUGAUAGUUCGGAAGGACUCCAACGAUCACUGAGUCGACUGGCUCAAGAAUGUCAAGACGAAUUAGUUCUAAAGUGCGUGACGGAAAUGCUCAAAGUUCCCAUGAAACCUGCUCAAUACAUUGCCGCCGGCAACUUGUCCCCCCACGAAUGGGCCCAUUUUGCCUUGAACAUUCCGUAUUAUACCCACUUUACCAGUCCCAUUCGGCGAUAUGCCGACGUCAUUGUACACCGUCUCUUGCAAGCCACCCUGGAUGAGACUGUGGAAGAUUUCGAGUGGACCGAAAAGCGCAUUGGCAACAUUUGCGAACGUUGCAAUGACAAAAAGGAAGGCUCCCGCAAAGCCCAAGAACGCAGCGAUACUGUCUUUUUGGCACUCUAUUUGAAAAAGCAUCCCUUGAAAGGCCAAUUGGGCAUCGUCUUGUCGGUCGGUCAAAAAACCUUUACCGUCUUUUUGCCUUCCUUGGGUAUUUCGGCCUUGGUAUUUUUGGAGGAACACAAGGAUUGGAUUGAAUUCAAGGAUUACACAUUUGGCAAGGAGGGCGUUGGUAGUGGUGACCAACUCCCCGACAAGCGCAUCAAGUUGACUAGAAUCACCAAACACAAGGGAGAACAAUGGAAAGAGUUGGAAAUCAAGUUCUUUCGUCGAGUGCGAGUGACCUGUGUUUGUUCGGACAAGGCACCGAUUGCUGUCAAGCUGCAACUGGAAGGGCCAUGGACUGGAAGCAAUAAAUGA
Cylindrotheca closterium is the source of this 3105-nucleotide messenger RNA. The record is from the annotation of a GenBank genome assembly. Lineage: Eukaryota; Bacillariophyta; Bacillariophyceae; Bacillariales; Bacillariaceae.